UCCCCCCGUUUUUCCCCCAUUUCUCCCCCACCAUGUCCGAGUCCCUGGGCUGGUGCGUGGAGGCCGUGCGGGCCGCGGCCGAGCCGUCGCUGUCGCGGGCGCUGCUGGCGCUGCGCACCCGGCACACGCGGCGGGCCGGGGGCCCCGCGCGGUUCCGGGAGCGAGGGGGGCUCGGGCCGCUGCUGGAGCUCGUGGGGCCCGAGCGGCCCCGGAGGGUGCUGGAGCUGGCGCUGAGCGUGCUCGGGAACUGCUGCACCGAGCCCGGCUGCCGGCGGCAGGCCAGGAGCCUCGGAGGGGUGCCGCGGCUGGGUGAGUGAGGGGAAAAGUGCCCGGUGUGAGGGGGAAAGUG
This is a messenger RNA of Passer montanus (Eurasian tree sparrow), 349 nucleotides long. RefSeq names its product armadillo repeat containing 5 (gene ARMC5). The transcript has a single exon. Lineage: Eukaryota; Metazoa; Chordata; Aves; Passeriformes; Passeridae. Gene Ontology annotation, cellular component: cytosol. Gene Ontology annotation, biological process: anatomical structure morphogenesis. The record is from RefSeq and is a predicted model, not a curated record. The coding region runs from base 33 to 317 and encodes 94 amino acids.